This is a messenger RNA of Xiphias gladius (swordfish), 1394 nucleotides long. It is a transcript of the gene mpdu1b, whose product is annotated as mannose-P-dolichol utilization defect 1b. Gene Ontology annotation, biological process: oligosaccharide biosynthetic process. NCBI's taxonomy places the organism in Eukaryota, Metazoa, Chordata, Actinopteri, Istiophoriformes, Xiphiidae. The record is from RefSeq and is a predicted model, not a curated record. The transcript is spliced from 7 exons. The coding region runs from base 67 to 861 and encodes 264 amino acids.
CUUGCGAACUGGUAGGGCUCUUUAUUUGUUACGCAUUGAACACCAACGUCACGUUUAAUCUCCACUAUGGCAGAGAAAACGGUGUUGGAUGAAAGGCGAUCUUUUAUGGAUCCUGUUAAAGGGCUUUUAUUGACAUAUUUUAUGCCAGAAUCAUGCUACGACGAGUUUUUUCUCAAUUUCAACCUUUUGGACGUACCAUGUCUGAAGAUUAUUCUGAGCAAAGGCCUGGGGAUUGGCAUCAUCCUGGGAUCAGUGAUGGUGAAACUGCCACAAAUCUUAAAGCUGAUGGGAGCAAAGAGCGCUGAGGGGCUGAGCUUCAAGUCUGUGCUGCUGGAGCUGCUGGCCAUCACAGGAACAAUGGCCUACAGUAUCGCCAACAAGUUCCCCUUCAGUGCCUGGGGCGAGGCUCUGUUCCUCAUGUUGCAGACAGUCACCAUUGGCUUCCUCAUUCAGCACUAUGCAGGAAGAACCAGCAGAGGUCUCCUGUUUCUGGUUGUGUAUUUUGGCAUCCUGGUCCUCGUGCUGUCUCCGGUUACUUCCAUGUCAGUCGUUACCUCCAUGCAGGCCUCUAACAUGCCAGCCAUCAUCAUUGGCAGGCUUAUUCAGGCAGCCGCUAACUUCAGUAAUGGGCACACUGGCCAGCUGUCAGCUGUCUCUGUCUUCCUGCUGUUUGCUGGAUCCCUUGCCCGCAUCUUCACCUCACUACAGGUAAGAGGAAACUGGAGACUCACUGAUGGCCCUCACCUAUGUCAUAUCCUCUGCCUGCAACGGCAUCAUCACUCUGCAGGUACUCUACUACUGGAACAGCUCCCCAGAACGCAAGAAGAAAAAGAAGAGAGAGUAGGCAAAGGACAAAGCUAAAACUUCACUAAUAAAACUCUUUUCUUUCCAUAUCCAAAUUUACACACUCUCAAAAAGGUGUCUUCAAAACGUGAAAGAAUAAAUUUGACACAUGAAAUGCACGUACGAGUCACUGGAAAGUGAGUCAUUGAAUUUGCUGGACAAACACUUGACUGUGAAGCAAGGAUGCAAACCAAACAUGCCAAGAAAGUCCUUAGUAGUCUUUUCUAUCAGUUUUAUGUAGGCCCACUGGCUUUAUGAUUGACAGUUAGCUGGUUUUGUAAGUGAUGUUUAGCUCUGAGCAGAGACACUGGAUCCAGACUCCCGCUGUGCAGUACAGUUAAUACAUUCCUCUUGAUGCAGUUUUCCUCAGUACAUCAAGCUGUUUUCAUAGUGGUGUGUUUUUAAAAUUUUUGGAAUGGGUCUGUGCACUUGACUGCUGAUUUUUCACAUCCUGGGCAAGAUUAUUUUUUUGAAAUGGAGUUUUGACCAUGGAUGCAUGUAAAGAAUGAUAUGUUGUUUUAUCUCACAUAAACAUGAUACCACACCCGCUC